Punica granatum (pomegranate) is the source of this 952-nucleotide messenger RNA. Lineage: Eukaryota; Viridiplantae; Streptophyta; Magnoliopsida; Myrtales; Lythraceae. The record is from RefSeq and is a predicted model, not a curated record.
UCAAUCAAUCGAUCCAUUUCUAUGAAAUUCUUCCUCUGUACUUGAAUGAAUUCGAUCAAUGCCGCUUCGGUUCUUGUCGUGGGUUGCGAUUCGUCGAGAUCCAGCUUGUGUGUGAACAGAGAUGGCUGGCUGUCGGAAAUUUCUGGCCGGCACUUUGCGGCUCUACUUGACGUGUAUACGCAAUACCCUCGAAGCCGCCAUGUGUCUGCAGAAUUUUCCCUGUCAAGAAGUUGAGAGGCAUAACAAACCAGAGGUUGAGCUAAAGACCAGUUCUGAACUUAUAUUAAAUCCUAUUUUGAUAUGUAGGAAUGAGGCCGAGAAAUGCUUGAUAGAAACUUCUAUCAAUUCAUUGCGUAUAAGCCUUAAGGUAAGGCAGGCAGAUGAACUUGAAAACAUAUUAACCAAAAAGUUUCUAAGAUUCUUGUCUAUGAGAGCAGAGGCAUUUCAAGUGUUGAGGAGGAAGCCAGUCCCGGGUUACGACAUAAGCUUCCUUAUUACAAAUUACCACUGCGAGGACAUGCAGAAGAGCAAGCUGAUAGAUUUUAUAGUGCAAUUUAUGGAGGAUAUCGAUAAGGAGAUAAGCGAGCUGAAAAUGUCGGUGAAUACACGUGGUAGACUGGUGGCUGCAGAGUUUCUGAAGCAAUUCAUCUAAUGCUUUAAGGCCCUUAAUUUUCAUCAGUCAACAUCGACUCGGUUGAGUUGAUUGCCAGAGUUUUAUACUCGGCUGUAUAAUCCCUCUCAGAGGAAUAACUUCCGCCCUUUGUGUAUAUAUACAAGAAUGAACGGUGGUUGGAACUGCACCAACCGAGGAUCUGAAAGCCCAAAUUUCCCAGUUGACUGCUCUUUCAAAUGAGUAGUCGACCGUUGGGCGGGUUCAAAAUUCUAACCGACCAUGGAAUUGUAUGGAUUUCAAUCCUUUUAAUCCUACCAUCCAUCUCUUUGUAAUAGCAAA